UUCCACACUUUCACUUUUUUUUUUCCUCCCGAAAACAUGGGCGCCGAUGGCAGCGGCAGCGGCGGCCGGAAGGGCUCGUCGCCGGCGAAGCCAUCCGAGGGCCGGACCUCGAGCUUGCUCGCUGGACUCCCCUCCCGCGGGAACUUCACGGAGAGCGACAUCGCUUCUAGCAUGGGAAGCCUCAAGGUUUAUAUCUGCCUUCACGACACGGCUCCUCCAGAGGGACAAGUUGUGAAAACGGACACAAACAAUAUUCUAAUCAGAGCUCUCCGGUUGAACAAACACAAAAGUGAGGCCAAAGAUGUAAGCUGUAAGAUACCAGGAGAAAGCAGCAGAGGAAAAAGGAAUGCUGCCAGAAAUUUAGAUGGCAAGAAUCCAUCAAAAAGACCCAACAUUGGUAGCCCUGGAGGAUCCUCUGCCCAUGAAGAAUCGUCAUCUGGUUUCUCUGAGCUGACGCUUCAGUCAUUUACUGUGGAAAAGUUACGCUCUCUUCUAAGAGAAAGGGGUCUCUCACCAAAAGGCAAAAAGAGUGAUCUCUAUUGACUGGUGGCAUGGAAUGUGGUGACUCCUUGCGGUGGGCCAGCAUUUGGCAGGGUCACGUGUUGAACAGGUGGCGUUUCCCUAUGCCAGCCACACACUUGACAACAGGAUGCAGCAGAUUAGCUUUGGGAUGUUGGUUUCACAGAUUAGAUUUGUUGGCAUUGACUGCGGUGCUGAUGCUGCUUGUGGUCGCCCUAGAGGGUAGCUCAGCGUAGGGAUAUGAUUCUAGCAUGCCAAGGUAAUGGCACAGGGACAGUAGAGCACUUUAUGAUCAGUCCAUGGCCUAGCUAUCGGUGGAGGGGAAACUAUUGUGAGAAGGGUAGAGUAGGUGUGGCUACAGUCAAGGGUAUAAAAUGGGAGGGCUAGGGUUAGAUGUGAUGGGGGUUGAGGAUAUAGAAGGUAACAAAUCAAGGUUAGAUGACGUGAAGAGAGUUGUAUUAGGUGUGGCGGUAGCUGAGGGUGCUUAGAUGUGUAUGAGUGGUGAAGAAUGAGUGUGAUCUGCGAUCCUAUAUGACAGUGUGGCUCCAUGAGGUGCCUAGUUUCUUGUAGUGGUGUGCCAUGUGAUGUUUUAUUUAGCUUGUGGUUAACUUAUAUGGUUCACAAGCAUAAGUUGCAAUAGUGGAAAUAGAGUAGCAGGCAUUGUUUUCUGGAUAAUGUGCUUUCCAGCUUAAUUUGGAUUCGGGAACAAAGCCCACAUCCAAGUAGGGUGGAACCCUGCUACUACUACAAACAUGGGUCCUGAGUCAUGUAAUCUAGAAUAUUAAGAGGAAAAAUCAAUCUAUGCCUCUUUUUUCCUCCUUUCGGAGAAGGAAAAUGAACUCAGCACUAGUAGAACUUUUUUAGUAUUGCAUUUGUUGCCUACCGAGCACAGUGAACCAUGAUUAGGAACAAAGUGUAGCACAUUUUUAAUGAUUUAUUAGUAUGAGCUUUUAAAUUCAAGAUAUCCACAUGAGAAGUGGUGCAUCUGUUUGAACCACUCGUAAACUUUUGUGAACACAAAUAUCCAAUUUCAAGUUUAUGUACUUAUGUGCCUACCCCCACAAAUUAGGGGCUCUAUUUACUCGUUUUAUAUAGUUCAUUUUCUGUUUUUGUUAAACCUUAUGAAC
Molecule: messenger RNA, 1646 nt
Organism: Panicum hallii
Lineage: Eukaryota; Viridiplantae; Streptophyta; Magnoliopsida; Poales; Poaceae
Exons: 6
Coding region: 37-543 (168 amino acids)
Biological process (GO): positive regulation of proteasomal ubiquitin-dependent protein catabolic process
Cellular component (GO): Cul4-RING E3 ubiquitin ligase complex
Source: RefSeq, a predicted model, not a curated record